AAAGAGUGAAUAGCUGAACAUGCUGUAGAUUUGCCCAUUCUGCUGUUUUUUUCUGUUCGAUUGCAGCCUAGAUUUUUAUUCGCUAUGCCCCUUUGGAAGGAGCUCACUAUGACAGGGCAGAGUCUGAAGGCUUUAUCUGAAGCUAAUUUUGAAGACAAUGAGAUCAGCAUCAACGUUGGAGGCUUUAAGAAAAAGAUGAGAUCCAACACAUUAUUAAGAUUCCCCGAGACCAGACUGGGCAAACUGCUGAGCUGCCAUUCAAAGGAGUCGAUACUGGAGCUCUGUGACGACUACGAUGACACCAAGAAUGAAUUUUAUUUUGACAGGAACCCUGAGCUCUUCCCUUACGUGUUACAUUUUUAUAACACCGGCAAGCUCCAUGUGAUGGGUGAACUCUGUGUGUUUUCUUUCAGCCAAGAGAUUGAAUACUGGGGAAUCAAUGAAUUCUUUAUAGACUCGUGCUGCAGUUACAGCUACCAUGGGAGGAAAAUGGAGCCAGACCAGGAGAAAUGGGAAGAACAAAGUGACCAGGAAAGUACCACCUCGUCUUUUGAUGAGAUUUUGGCUUUCUACAAUGAUGCCUCUAAAUUUGACAGACAACCCUUUGGAAACGUCAGGAGGCAGCUCUGGCUUGCUUUGGACAACCCUGGUUACUCAGUCUUAAGCCGAAUCUUCAGUGUCCUUUCAAUAGUGGUGGUGCUGGGCUCCAUCGUGACCAUGUGCCUGAACAGUCUCCCAGACUUUCAGAUUGUGGACAGCAAUGGGAACCCUGAGGAAGACCCUCGGUUUGAAAUCGUGGAACAUUUUGGUAUUGCAUGGUUCACUUUUGAACUGGUGGCAAGAUUUGCAGUAGCUCCUGACUUUUUAAAAUUUUUCAAGCAUGCCCUGAAUCUGAUUGACCUCAUGUCUAUCCUCCCAUUUUAUAUUACCUUAAUUGUCAACUUGGUGGUGGAAAGUAGUCCAACUUUAGCAAAUUUAGGUAGGGUGGCACAAGUCCUGAGACUCAUGAGGAUCUUUCGCAUCUUAAAGCUUGCUAGGCACUCAACAGGUCUCAGGUCUCUUGGAGCCACCUUGAAGUACAGCUACAGAGAGGUAGGGCUUCUUUUACUUUACCUCUCUGUUGGCAUCUCCAUUUUCUCAGUAGUGGCUUAUACCAUUGAAAAAGAAGAUAACGAGGGGUUAGCCACCAUCCCUGCUUGCUGGUGGUGGGCUACGGUUAGCAUGACCACAGUUGGCUAUGGAGAUGUGGUGCCAGGGAGCACUGCUGGCAAGUUGACGGCAUCUGCAUGCAUCCUAGCCGGUAUCCUAGUGGUAGUGCUUCCUAUUACCCUGAUCUUCAAUAAAUUCUCUCACUUUUAUAGGCGUCAGAAGCAGUUAGAGAGUGCCAUGAGAAGCUGUGAUUUUGGUGAUGGCAUGAAAGAGGUUCCAUCAGUCAACUUAAGGGACUACUAUGCCUAUAAAGUUAAAUCCCUUAUGGCCAGUCUUACCAAUAUGAGCAGGAGUACACCCAGUGAACUGAGCCUGAAUGAUUCACUGCAUUAGCACUCAAGUUUGACAGCAGUUUGCAUGAGAGCUUUCAAGAGCUAUGUUUAUAAAUGUUUUCCUAUUUAUCGUCUUCUUUUUUCCUAGAGGAUAGUGUUGCUGACACUGCACUAACUUUGCACUUGAAAACCUAAUGAAAUUUGUAUUACAAGUUGAGAGUUUGCACAUUUUCAUCCUGUUGCAUACAUACUAAAUGCUGACUUUUUCAUACAACUGUUACCAUGUCCAUAACAGUAGUGCUAGCAGUAUAGUGAUAAUUUGUUACUUUGUGCAUUUGCCAUAGAAACCCUCAUUUGAACAGAGACAGGAACUUACCCAAGUGGAAUAAAAGUUCUCAGCUGUGAAACUAAUAAUGAACAAACCACCUAUCACCUAUACUGGUAUCUGUAGUAGUUCAAGAGCAUCUCAAGACGGAUGUAGGACUUCCAAUGUAUUUUAAAGCAUGAUGAUGCUGCAGUUUUAGAAAACACCUGUGAAUCACUAACAUGGGAACGUGUUUCCCCACCUUUCUGACUGGUAAUUCUUAUCGUCACAUGUCCAUAAACACCUCCAAGCCUCACAUUUCACGGAUACUUGCUUACUCUUGAGCAAAUGUCUUAAAAAUGGGAUGUUAUUCUUUUGAAAUGGUACAGAUGGUAAUAUUUUUCUGAAGGUCUUAAGCAUAGACCUACCUCUGUUUCCAAGAUUAGGUCCGUACUGAGCAUUCUGGAGAAGAUCACUGCUCAUUUCCAGACAGCUACAUAUUCAAAGACUACAUUUCCACAAGUGGCUGCAGUUAUGGAGGCCCAUGAAAACAUCUCAGGCUUCCAUUUUCAGAGGUUACGAGCGCAUAGCUUGGUUCCAGUGAAGCUAGAGAUACUCAGUGUCAGUCCAUCAAAAUGGGUCUGAGAUUAGGCACAUAAAUAUGUAGGUUUUCAGCAAUGGGAAGUACCCUCGGAAAACUUGGAUUUGUUUAAUGAAGAGAUAUAUUCCCACAUGAACAGUGCAGGCAGCAUUUUAGAAAAUGACAUUCAUAUACUGCAAAAAGACUAAUUAUAAAGACACCAUAUGUGAUCCUGAGAUAUAAAAUCUAAUUUUAUCAGGAAAGCUUGAAAACAGGUGUUGAGGGCAGACAAUUCCAUUAAGGUUUCUGCCAAGGAAACUCUAAGGGGGAGAAAAAACUGUAAGUCAUAUUUUUACUUAGAAAAGAACGCACAACUUCCAACUAACAAAAAGUACCAGGGCCUAAGAAAAAAAUCGAUAAAGCGCCUAAUACUUUAUUCACUGUGGGCAGAUUCUCCUCCUAGCUGGUUCAAUGACUCAGUCAAUUUAAACCCUCUCAAAGUCUGGACUGUACUUUUUCAAGUCCUUUAAAAAAUGAGAGAGCAGAUCACCUGUGUUCCCAAGAAUAACCAUGAAUCCGCAUAAACUCUUCAAUGAUCUGUCUUUUCCAUUAUGUAAUUGUGCAGACAUCAAACACUCACAGCCAACAGGCAGAAUGCACUGCUGUCCUUUUUUUUUUUUUUUUGUAUUUCUAGUGAUUUGUGUUAUGAAACAAACUACUAACACUCAGUGAACAUAAUGGCUUUUCUGUUCAACUUUUUUUCCAUCCAAUUUAUUACAUAUAGUGUUCCAAUCUUUUUUUGUUACUUGUGAAGAUUAGAGAGGUUCAGAAAAUAGAUUUAAACUAGUAGGAACAAGAAUUAAAACAAUAAAGCUAAAAUUGUCAUGUUUGGAAGGCUAUGCUUGCAUACCACAACUAAGAGUGGUACUUGAAUACAAGUAGCCCAACUAGCAGAUUAAAGCAAAUUUGGUACGAACAGGUAAUUUCCUUUAUCAGACUACUAGAGGUUGUUGUCCAGUCUGGAUUUUUUGAUGUUGUUGUGGUAUCAGCUCCACUUGAAAACAGAAAAUUGAGCACCCAGGAUCAGAUUCCUGUAUGUCCAGUGACCUAUCACAGAUUGCACAAUGUGAAUUAACUUAACCACACAUAAAAUUUCCUUUGAACACCCUUCCCUCACAUCAAUUAGCAGUUGAUUUAGGGCAUAAGUUGUGAGGGAAACAGAUCCCUUUUAACCUCACCAAAAUAAAAUUCUUAGAGAUUUUAACAUAACUUGCCAGACCUAUAAAGUCAAUAGGCAAGAAGGGUGCUUAGUAUCCCUGAAAAUCAGCGAGCUAUAUACCUGUUCCUGAAGCUAGGCUCAGGUAACCUGAAUUAGGCAUCCAAACUUGAAAUGUUUUGUUAAGGCUUCACUUUUGGAGAGCUGGUUCAAAUCCUCUGCUGGAUCACAGGUGUAAGUUCGUGAUCGUCUUGUUCGUCUUGUUCGUGUCUCUCACUGCGCUUGUGUAAAUUAUCAUACACUUGGGAAUACCCACCAAAUGCAGCACAGCACUAGGUUGGCUGUCAGACUGAAAUACCUUGAAAGAAAUAAGAGAGGGAAAAGAUGGGCUUGCCAGACACCCACACCCCUGUUGGGAUGAAGUCUGCAAGAGCAGCAAAAAUCUCCUACUGAUGUCAAGGACACUGCAAUCCUUGCUAGGUCUGUUGGUUUGGGACCUACAGAGAAUUUAGCUCUAAGCAGUGGUUUUAUUUCAGUUUCACAAGCUGCAGAUUCACAGAGUUUAAAAACAAUGCCUUUCAGGGCAGUUAUUUGAAGAGGUCUAUAAACUUGCCAAAGAGUCACGAAUUCCUUCAGCUGUUGCUAGUUUAGCAUUGCAAAGGUUGGAUCCAAACUUUGCAACACAUCAUUUCAAUAACCUAUAGUUUAUCUUACAUUGUAGAUUUAUUAUUCAUAGGGCUGGUGCUCUGUCAUUUCUGCAAAUAUUGACUGGAACAUGUCCAAAUUGCAUUUUACUAAAGAAAAUGAAAUACCCUAAGGAAUCAUGACUUUUAUUGUACUGGUUGAAAGGAAUUUUCAUUAUUGCUUUUUUAUAUAAGUGCUUUGGAUCAAAGACACUAAAUAAAUACAGUACUGAAAUUUAAUAUGUUCUCAUUAUCAUGACAAUGACUUUAUGCAGUACAUAGGAAUUCCCUUCAUAAACUUAACUAACUCCAUGUUAAAAGUAGUCAGAUAUUUGCUCCCACUAUUUUGGAAGAGUAUUCCAGAACCGCACUGCCCUCCAAGAGUUGUGUAAUUUUUAGCACAAUUUUAUUAAUAGCUGCUUUAUAUGAAGUUUUUCUCAUGCCAACAUUGUUCUUUAGCUUAAGUAAUUCCUCUUCUUCCUUGGUGUUUGCCUGUGUAGUGUAGGCAGCAACCAUAUGCCCUUAUAGACUUAUUUUCAAGGGGUAUACCUGCCAAGCUCCUUUUAGUUUUUAUUUUGCAAGUCUUGUUCCCCUGAUCAUCCUAGUAGCUUUUUUUUUCUGAAUUCAUUCUGAUUAAAUUUAAUCUUUCUGAACCAGCAUUGCACAGCAUUGUAUCCUGUAUGAGUUCUCACUACAGCUUUGUACAAUGGUAUUAAUACUUCUUUGCUAUAGAAAUUUUCACUGAGGAGGAUGACACAUAUAUUCUGAUUUAAGUGAUGUUGCUGUCUUAAAUCUCUGAAUACAUCUAGGUAAGAAAGACUAAGGCACACCCUUCCUGCCAUUUUAUGAAGUAACCUCUAUUGUAAGGCUCAGUCCAAUAAGUGCUGAGAAUCCUCACCUCUCAUUAAAUAAAAGUUAAAGAAAAAUUUUACCUUUAGAAGGAAAAAUUCAAUAUCCAAAAAGUCUUAAUGAGAAGAGGCAGUGUACUUUUUGAAUAGUCAGCAUUUUUGCCACACUUUUUAAAAAUCACUGGUUUAUAAGAGCAAGGCAUGUCCAAAAAAAUAGUAGGCCAGAAUUUAAAGAUUAGGGACUAAUUGGCAGCUUUCUCUGGCAUUUGAAACUUGAAAAUUGUCAUGGUCAGAAAUCUGCUUCCUCUAGACAUGCAGUUUAAUGAAGAACAUUGCACUUGGUACACGCUCCUCCUGCCUGGUGACCGUCACCUUUCUGGCAUCACUGAAAAUGCUGAAACAUGCUCCUACUACUUUGUUUAGGCUGAAAGCUUUGAAGUGCUUAAAUAAGGACUAUGAUAAUGCUUGAAAUGAGGGGACUUACUUUAUUGCCAGAAAUAAACUGUUACAGAAUCUUGAUUUCGAGUACAAAUCAAGGCUACUAUGGAGACUGAGAUGUCCUUGAGAAGCAAUAUGCUAUACUACCUGCUUGAGAUGUAAAAUCCACAUAUAGAUUGUGAUUAAGCAUUUCAUGUAUGUUCAGAUUUUGUAUUAUUGCCCAUUUUAUUAUUCACAUAUUUUUCAUGAAUUGCUAAUUCUCCUUCCCUGCAGAAUAUCUUACCCAUUUUGAACGCAAUUAGGUUUUUCUUUGCACAGUACAGUAUGAUCUAUUUCACACUGCAGGCUUAAAAACAAAGAAAUUUGCAUUUAGUUUUCAAUUUUAAUACCUCAAUAUUUGUAUCUAUUUGCACAGAAUUUUAUGAGAUUGCAGGGGACUACUGUAUCUGGUGUCCUUUGAACUCCAUAUCUUGUUCCAGUGGUGUGCAACACACUCAGGAAUUCAGCCUUGGGCUAUUAAAUGCAAAAAAAAAAAAAAA
Messenger RNA from Struthio camelus australis, 6089 nucleotides. NCBI's taxonomy places the organism in Eukaryota, Metazoa, Chordata, Aves, Struthioniformes, Struthionidae. The record is from RefSeq and is a predicted model, not a curated record.